CGUCGCAAGGCCGUCCAGCAUGCCGGCGACGUACACCUGCCGCACCUGUGGCUCCUCGUUCAGCUCGAGUCGCAUCAACUGGGCGUCGCCGACCUGCGGUUCUUGCGAGCUGGCUGCUCGAGCCGAGCAACGUCGCGAGGGCUUGUCCGCAGCUCGAGUUACCUCGGUGCCGUUCGCCGCUCGUCGCGCCCAUCUUGGCACGGGCACCAGGGCGGCGACUAAGAGCGACAUCGGCCGACUGCGUGUUCAGCCCAGCGUGUCGCCGAGUCCGCCUUCGUCCCAGUACUUCGACCUCGCGCACGAGAGCGGCGUCACCCUGGCGUCGAGCGCGGCCGCCUCUCGCCCUCCGCCGCUCGUCGUGGUCCUCUCGCCGAGCUACACCCUUGUGUGCCGCGUCAGCAGCUCAAACUCGACCUUGAUCGUGCGCCCGUACCUGUCGACGCUCCUCGCCUACCUGUACCGCCGCCGCCGGCCCGAGGGGCUCGAGCGCGAGCCUGUGCGCGAGGUCCGCAUCGUCGUCUUCUCGGCCAUGCGCAUCUACAACUUGGCGACCGCGCUCCACGCCAUCGGCCUCGAGCCGGCCCCGAGCGUCGCCAGCACGGCCAAGGAUACGUCCGCCGAGGGCGAGGUCGCCACCACCGAGUCGGCCGACAACGAGCCGCUGCUCGACCUCGUUCUCCCGCGCGAGUCGAUGGGCCUCGACACGCUCGACUAUAAUCGGGACGUCGUCACGGUCAAGGACCUCGCCAUCGUCUGGCGUGGGCUCGGCAUCGAGGCCCUCGACGGUAUCCGGACGACGGUCUUGGUCGACGAGAGCGUCCAGGCAGCAUUCCCGCAGCCGCACUCGCGCCUUCCGAUUACGCCCUUCGACCCCGACUCGGGCUCGGCCGUCAGGUCGGGUCGCGUGCGGGAGCUGCCCGGCUCAACGUGCAACGACACGGCUCUGCUGUCGACGAUCUACUACCUCGAGCUCCUCGGCCGCGAGGCCAACGUGCCCGCCGCCCUCAAAGGUGGGCUCGUGCGCCGGUCGGAGGAGGACGCUCGGCGCGUGGUACGGGCGAGGGAGGGACUCGCCGAGGGCGCAGAGGUGUCGCUGUACGACGUGCAGGAGGAGCUCGCGAGGAGGGGCAGGGCGGUGUGCGCCGAGUACGGCAUCGAGGUGAGCCGCGAGUGGGACGAACAGUGGCGCGAGAAGGUGCGCAAGGGCGGCGCGAGCGAGAAGGUGGCGAGGAGCUAA
Rhodotorula graminis WP1 is the source of this 1237-nucleotide messenger RNA. RefSeq lists its product as uncharacterized. The coding region runs from base 20 to 1237 and encodes 405 amino acids. The record is from RefSeq and is a predicted model, not a curated record. NCBI's taxonomy places the organism in Eukaryota, Fungi, Basidiomycota, Microbotryomycetes, Sporidiobolales, Sporidiobolaceae. The transcript is spliced from 3 exons.